This is a messenger RNA of Osmia lignaria (orchard mason bee), 1140 nucleotides long. RefSeq names its product chymotrypsin-2-like. Gene Ontology annotation, biological process: proteolysis. Lineage: Eukaryota; Metazoa; Arthropoda; Insecta; Hymenoptera; Megachilidae. Gene Ontology annotation, molecular function: serine-type endopeptidase activity. The record is from RefSeq and is a predicted model, not a curated record.
UACUAAAUUCAUAGGAAGUAUGGUUUAAAGAAAUAGAAAUCUAAAAUUUGAUUAAGCUGAAUGCACUUACCGGAAAUGAUAUUGCAUUAUUUGUAAAACAUCAGAUAAGAGAGGCUCACGUUUAUCGGUUCUUUAGAAUCAAUUAAUCCACAAUAUUAGCAAAUAUGAAGUGGAACAAUGUGAAUAAGAUUUCAGUUGGUUUCGUCAUGCAUACCUUGGGGAUACUUUUAUUCGCGGUUUCUAUUGUCUCCGUUUCUCCAACUUCAUCAAUCUUUGCUGGUAAUGAUGCCGAGGAAGAUUCUUCAAACGCACAAAUUGUAGCUGGCAAUGAUACCGAGGAAGGUUUUCCAGCCACGCAAAUUGUUGGUGGCCAUGAUGCUCUAGAAGGCAAAUAUCCAUAUCAAGUAUCAAUACUUCAUAACUAUUCACCCUCAUGUGGUGGCUCCAUUAUUAAUAGUCGUUUUAUUCUUACUGCUGCACAUUGUAUUUAUAACAAAAACUUGAAAUCCAUCAAAGUUGUUGCUGGAACCAAUUUCUAUGCCCCAGGAAGGGGUGGUGUUACUUAUAACGCAGAAUCAUUAAUUUGGCACAGCGGCUACAAUAAAUACAGGAACUUAAAUGAUAUCGGUUUAAUACAGGUGGACAGAGAAAUUAUAUUCUUCAGCAAAAUUCAACCGAUUGCACUUGCAGAGACAUAUUACGUCGCUGCGGGUGAAAUUGUUGUUUUGACUGGGUGGGGAAGACUAACAAAAAACAACAUGUUAUUAACAAUUCCAUCUAAAUUACAAGAAAUUUACUUAUCUGUGAUGUCGCAAUCAAUGUGCGAGUCGUUGGUUUGGGAAGUGACGAAAAAUAACAUAUGCACGAACACGACGUUAAGUACAGGUGCUUGCUUCGGUGAUUCCGGUAGUCCUGUGGUUUUGAAUGGUGUACAAAUUGGAAUUGUUUCCUAUGGUCACCCCUGCGCAUUAGGCUAUCCUGAUGUUCAUACCAGGGUAUCACCGUACGGUAGUUGGAUAACAUUACAUGCUAUAAAUCAUGGUUACCUGAAUAGGUGGAGUCUAUUGUUACUUGGAAUAUCAACACUUGUAUCAUAUUCGUAUUCGCUAUCGUAGAAAUAUCAAUCUUUUGAGAAUUGAA